Ectocarpus sp. CCAP 1310/34 is the source of this 2553-nucleotide messenger RNA. The record is from the annotation of a GenBank genome assembly. Lineage: Eukaryota; Phaeophyceae; Ectocarpales; Ectocarpaceae.
UGGUCGCUGAGCUCGUUGCGCUGAGAGGAUAUACCGCUGUACAAAGAUUACACGACCGGGCCUGUCCUGCAGGCACCUCCACGCACUCAUGGGUGUCGGUCCCUCGCAUCAAACAAAGAUCGAGCGUGAGUUCGGAGAUAUCGGAGAUGGCGAUGGACAGGAGAGGUUCUUCGGCCUCGAGAACUUCGGCAAUACCUGCUAUUGCAACUCGGUGCUGCAGGCGCUCUACUUUUGCGAGCCGUUGCGACAUCAUCUUGCGCAAGUACGAGAGGAAGACAAGAGUGGCAGCGGCAGCGGAGACGGUAAUAGCUGUGGCGGGGGUGGGGGUAGCGGGGGCAGCGGCAAGACCGUUCUGUCGGAGUUGGCGGAGCUAUUCUCGUCCAUAUCCAACCAGAAGCGGCGGUCUGGCCACCUGGCGCCGACGGAAUUCCUCCGCACCCUGCGGGAACGCAACGAGCUCUUCCGUGGGAACAGGCAGCAGGAUGCGCACGAGUUCUUCAACUUCGUGCUGAACGAGAUGGCGGAUUGUGUGGUGGCUAGAAGGAAGCUGCGGGACGAGGCGGUCACCGUUCAGGAGCACAAGCAGCGCUUCAAACAAAACGGGAGCCAUCACCACCGCCAGGCACACGGUAGCAACAGCAACACCCAGACGAGUGCUUCCCAGCAGCAGCAGCAGCAGCAGCAGCAGGAUCCGCGACGGUCUUCCACCUGGUCCAAGAUGUCCUCCUUCAAAGGCAGCUUCGGGAACGGGCUGAAGAACGCCUCGCAGCCGGCUCCUGCGGAGGGAGCGGCCGCCGCAGCGGCGACACCAUCGGUAGCACCGGCAGCAGAUUGCACGACUCCAUCGACCGCGGUUGGGGGGCACGCGGGCGGGAUGUCGGGCAGCGACCCCAGGGGGGGGGAGUCGGCGGCGGGGGUUGAUGGUGGUGACGGCAACGCGCGUGGCAACCGGAGAACAAGCGAUGGGGCUAACGAAUCUGGCGGGGAGACGUGGGUGCAUCGAAUAUUUCAGGGGGUUCUCACGAACCAGACCAAGUGCCUCUGUUGCGAGACGGUGAGCAAUCGAGACGAGCCUUUCAUGGACCUGUCCCUGGACGUGGAGCAGAACUCGUCGGUGUCGGCGUGCCUGAGAAACUUCAGCAGCACGGAGACUCUCACCAAGAAGAACAAGUUUUUCUGCGAGACCUGCUACGCUCUGCAGGAGGCCGAGAAAAAGAUUCGGCUGAAGCGACUGCCGCGAAUCCUGACGCUGCACCUCAAGCGCUUCAAGUACGUGGAGUCGCUGGAGAACUUCUCCAAGCUGUCGCACCGGGUCGUGUUUCCCCUCGAGCUGCGGACACCCAACAUGACGGACGCCGCCGGCGAGGCGGACGCGGACGGUCGGCUUUACAGGCAAGCAAGGCUAUUCGCUGUCGUAGUACACAUUGGCCGCGGCCCCAACCACGGACACUAUGUGGCGGUGGUGAAGUCAGGAGGUCGCUGGCUGCUCUUCGACGACGAGAUUGUCGAGCUCGUCAACGAACAGGUGCUCAAGCAGUGCUUCGGACUGGCACGCCCAGCCUCAGCCGCCACCAACACCGGGUACCUGCUACUCUACGACUGCGGAGAGUGAACAGAGCGCUUACGGUGGUCAGGGGGUGGGGGGGGGAGGGUUGUAGCCAUGGAAACUUACGCGGAGGGAGGAAAGGGGGCCAAGUCGUGCAUUGCUGGCCUUGGUCAUCAAAUGCUGGGCAUGGAAGGCAGUAUUUUAUGUACACUCUCGUUCGACUCUCAGUAUUUUUUUUUGUUCGACUCUCAGUAUUUUUUUGUCAAUGAGCAGGCAGUUGAUAUUCGUUUCUCCACGCGGAGCGGAGACGAUCGUGGUACAUAAGCGAAGCGUGUUUACUGGUCGUGCGUGUUGAAAUCAAUUCAUUUUGCUCCGUUAUUGGUUUUGAAUGCAAUAACCUGAAAAGACUAUCUUAUCUACCCGUUUGAGAUGGUUCCCCAGUAGAAUGGAUGUGAUGUGUUAAUGAAAUCUUUACAAUGAAUUGAGAAGGGACCUGCUUUUUUUUGUUCGGUUCCUUGGGCAGUGUAGUUGGUCCAUCUCGAACGUUCAAUAGUAGUGUUAUAGUGUGGUUGUUUUUGUGGCCCGGCGCCUCUGGUCUGUUUGCCAACAUUUUACAUAGGCUCCAGAGGCUAAGUUGGACGCCGGUACAAUAUAUAGUCUAUACUGUAGGCAUGGCCACCCAUUGUUUUUCGUAUAGUAUUUGCAUGCGGAUGUAUUUACGUAUGUAUUUGCUGGCUGUUGGCACACGAGACAGAGCUGAUACUGUCGUCGGAAGGAAUGAAUUAACGCAUCGUUGGCGUGUGGCGGUGGGGAGGGAAUUCCCCUUUACUACACAUCUACGGGAAGAAUGCUGCUGAGCUCUUAUUUUGAUUUUAAGUUCAGCCCCAAAUUCAGUUACAGCUGGCAGAGGCAUUGUCGUGGUAGAAAGGGAGGGGGGUCGCUCCUUGUUCGGUACCAUUCAUCGUCUCUUUUCCGGUGGACGACGAAUGACUUGAAGGAAUGUAUGA